AUGAGUAUUGAAGAAGAGGUAAGUCUUGAAGAAGUGAAAGAGAAGAAAGAAGAAGAAAAGAAAGAUAAAGAAGAAGAAGACAAUAAAGAUAAAGAGGAAGAAGAAAAGAAAGAAGAGAUUCAAUUUAUUGAACCUAAUUUAAAUAAACGAAUGACAAGUGCUAAAAGAAAACGAGUUGAAAAAGCAAAGAAAAAAAUUAAUUUGAAACAACGAAGACAAGAAUUAUUUGAAGAGCUUAGUAAAAUCAUGUUAACAGAAGAAGAAUUACCAAACCUUAAAUCAAGUACAAAAUUAGGAAUUGAUAUGGAUGCAGAGAAUCAAGAAAAUGUUAUUAUCAUGCCAAAGAAAGUUCAAAAAAAAGAGGUAGUUAAAAAGAAAGUUGAGAAUAAGGUUGAGGAAGAGAAGAUUACAAAGAUUGUUGUAAGUGAUGGAAAGAAAACAUUUGGAUUUGGAUUUGUUAAUGAGAAAAUGGAAGUUGUUGAAAAAGAUGAGAAAAAAGGAAGAGAUGAAAAAGUAGUUUUUGUUAAAGAAGAGAGUUCUGAAGAAAGUGAAGAAAUGAGUGAAGAAAUGAGUGAAGAAAAUAAAGAAGAGAGUGAAGACAAAGAAGAAGAAGAAAGAAAAGAUGAUAAAAAUAAUAAAGAAGAAGAAAUAAAGAUAAAGACAGAAGAAAAAGGAAAAGAAGAAAGAAAAGAUAAUAAAGAAGAAGUAAAGAUGAAAGAAGGAAAAAAUAAAAGAAUAAUUGCAGUAAAUAUUAAAAGAACAGAAGAGAUUGAAAAAAGAAGAAAAGAAUUACCAAUAUUAAUGGAAGAAAGUAAUAUUAUUGAAGGAAUAAUUGAAAAUGAAUGUAUUAUUAUUUGUGGAGAAACAGGAAGUGGAAAAACAACACAAAUACCACAAAUAUUAUAUGAAAUUGGAUUUGGAAAUGAAAAAUCCGAAUUUAAUGGAAUGAUAGGAAUAACACAACCAAGAAGAAUAGCAGCAACAGCAAUAGCAAAAAGAGUAGAAGAAGAAAUGGGAGAAGAUGGAGGAGUUGUAUCAUAUCAAAUUAGAUAUGAUAGUCAAGUAAAUGAAAAUACAAAAAUUAAAUUUAUGACAGAUGGGAUAUUAUUAAGAGAAGUUCAAAGUGAUGUAUUAUUAAAAAAGUAUUCAUGUAUUAUUAUUGAUGAAGCACAUGAAAGAAGUUUAAAUACAGAUGUAUUAAUUGGUAUUUUAAGUAGGAUAGUAAAAUUAAGAAAUAAAAGUGGAAAAGCAAUGAGAUUAAUUAUUAUGUCAGCAACACUUAGAGUAAGUGAAUUUACAGAAAAUCAAAGAUUAUUUAACAAAGCACCAAAAGUAAUUAAAGUAGAAGCAAGACAAUAUCCAGUACGAACAUAUUUUAGUAAAAGAACAGAAAUUGAAGAUUAUUGUUCAGAAGCAAUUAAAAAAGUAAAUAAAAUUCAUAAAAAAUUACCAGCAGGAGGAAUUUUAGUAUUUUUAACUGGUCAUAAAGAAAUUGAAGAAGUUUGUAAAGAAUUAAGAAAUAAUAAAGAAAAUCAAGAUUUAUAUGUAUUACCAUUAUAUUCAAGUUUAGAACCAAAAGAACAAGAAAAAAUAUUUGAAAAAAUUCCAGAAGGAAAAAGAUUAUGUGUUGUAUCAACAGAUGUUGCAGAAACAUCAAUUACAAUUCCACAUAUUAAAUAUGUUGUUGAUAGUGGAAGAAAAAAAUCAAGAUAUUAUGAUACUAAAAGUGGAAUAAGUUCAUUUGUUAUUGAAUGGAUUUCAAAAGCAUCAGCAGCACAAAGAGCUGGAAGAGCUGGAAGAAUUGGAGAAGGAUAUUGUUAUAGACUUUAUUCAUCAUCAGUUUAUGAAAAUAUAUUUGAAGAAUUUGAAAAAGCAGAAAUUGAAAGAAUGCCAUUAGAAAGUGUUAUAUUAACAUUAAAAGGAAUGGGAAUUGAUAAAGUAAUAAAUUUCCCAUUUCCAAGUCAAAUUAAUAUAGAAAGAUUAAAAGAAGCAAAUAAAAUGUUAGAAAUAAUAGGAAUUUUAGAUAAUAAAGAAAGAAUAACAGAAAUUGGUAAAGUUAUUAAAGAAUAUCCAUUACAUCCAAGAUUAGGAAAAAUAUUAUAUUUAAGUCAACAAAAAGGAAUUGAAGAAAUUGGAUUAACAUUAGUUUCAGGACUAAGUGUAAAUGAUAUUUUUAUUGAUCAAGAAUGUGAUCGUAGUUUAUUUAUAAAUAAAGACUCGGAUUUAAUUAGUCUUAUUUUAAUGAUUGAUACUUUCCGUAUUGCUGAAGUUAAAAAAAAUAUUACUAAAGUGGAAUAUUGUAAACAUUAUGGUAUUAAAAUUCAAGCUUUUCAAGAAAUUUUAUUACUUAGGUCUCAGCUUUGUAGUAUUUUAGGUAAAGAAAAUAAAGUUCCAUCACAUUUAAUUACUCCUUCUGAACAAAUUGAACUUAGAAAAAUUAUUGCUUCUUGUUUUGUUGAUAAUGUUGCGAGAUUAGUUAGAAGAGAAGAACUUGGUAAAUAUAUUAAUUGUGGAUUAAGGCAUGGUUAUCUUACAGCAAUUACUAAAGAGCCUGCUGUUAUUUCUUCUAAAAGUGUUUUAUAUGGUCAACUUCCUGAUUAUAUUGUUUUCCAUGAAAUAGUAGAUACUGCUUAUAAAACAAUGGCUGGAGUUACUCGUGUAAAUUUCAAAUGGCUUGAAGACGCUUCUCCUGAUUUUAUUACUUCUUUUGAAAAAAAGUCUUUUAAUUAA
This is a messenger RNA of Entamoeba histolytica HM-1:IMSS, 2730 nucleotides long. Its product is annotated as ATP-dependent helicase, putative. The record is from RefSeq and is a predicted model, not a curated record. Gene Ontology annotation, molecular function: ATP hydrolysis activity; ATP binding; RNA binding. The transcript has a single exon. NCBI's taxonomy places the organism in Eukaryota, Evosea, Mastigamoebida, Endamoebidae. Gene Ontology annotation, cellular component: intracellular anatomical structure; nucleolus. Gene Ontology annotation, biological process: maturation of SSU-rRNA from tricistronic rRNA transcript (SSU-rRNA, 5.8S rRNA, LSU-rRNA). The coding region runs from base 1 to 2730 and encodes 909 amino acids.